UACAAUACUUGAAGGGAAAGUUAUGGGAAGCACUGUGACAGAUAACACCAACUACAGUAUGCUCCAGGCCCAAGUGGAAAGCCAAGAGCCAAGUCAGAAACGAUUUGUUCCCAUGGAAGAAAGGCCCGACACCAGCUUACUUCCAGCUGAACUCAUGCCCCCUAUUUCUGGCGGAAAAUAUUCUACGACCUACCGGGGUAUUCCACUUUUGAAAGAUCCUUUCCACUUCACUGUUGUACCACAGUUGCUUUGGGAGUUGAGACCACGAACGAUAUUCGAAUUCGGCGCCUACCAUGGAGGUUCAGCCCUAUGGAUGGCAGAUCUUAUGAAAUUGUACGACUCUGAGUCACGUGUCCUAUCUUUGGAUAUUGAUCUCACUAAGUUGGAAUCUUUAGCCAGGAAGCACCGUCCAGAUAUUGAGUUUAUUGAGGGAAACGUGUUCGAUGUCGAAACACACUUUCCUGGGGAACGUCUUAAGAAAUUACCUCAUCCCUGGUUACUAAGUGAAGACUCACAUGUGAACAUGAUAGGCGUGUUGGAGCAUUUCCACAAAUUCAUGCAACCUGGCGAUUAUCUUUGCAUUGAAGAUACAAACCCGGCGGGACCACAGAUUAGUGGGCAGGGGGUCGUGAAGAAGCUGGGAUAUGUAGAGUGGGGAUCUGCCAAAUUAGACGACCUCAAGAGAUUCGUGCAAAAUCAUCCAGGGAAAUACUUGGUUGAUCGAAAAUAUACCGACUUUUACGGAUCCAAUGUCACAUGGAACACCAACGGCUUCUUGCAGCGAUUUUAGUGCAUCAUAACUGCACAUAAAUAUGUUGUUAGAGAAGUUCAGUUACGUUAUAAAAAAGAAAG
Messenger RNA from Stylophora pistillata, 852 nucleotides. RefSeq lists its product as uncharacterized. Gene Ontology annotation, cellular component: plasma membrane. Lineage: Eukaryota; Metazoa; Cnidaria; Anthozoa; Scleractinia; Pocilloporidae. Gene Ontology annotation, biological process: lipid biosynthetic process; DIM/DIP cell wall layer assembly. Gene Ontology annotation, molecular function: methyltransferase activity. The record is from RefSeq and is a predicted model, not a curated record.